UGCAGUCAAAGUGCAAAUCGUCCAUACGACGACGACGACAUUGAAACCACUGCUUCUUGCCAAAACUGCAACGUAUUUUUGCUAACAGACUUUAGGCAAGUGUCUUUCAAUCCAAUCAGAAUGAAUAGGUGACGGAGUAAGGAUGGUGUCUUGUUGAAGAAUUACGGACCACGUUGAAUAUUUAAUUAAAUCAAGCCAGAUCUUGCAGUUAAUGAUGUGAUGUAUAAACAGCAACUUUGCAUGAAACAACUGAGCCAGGAUUGAAACGAAUCCCACCGUUGAGGGUGCCCCAAUCGAGAUGGCAUUUCCACACGAUCUCGGCGCCUUCAUGACAAUCAUCUUGAUUCUCGGAGCAUCCCGCGUGUUACUCUCGCUCGUCUAUCUAGAUGAACGGUUACUAACUUCUGUACAGGAGCCAUACACUUUUCCGACAAAAUCACCGCUGGUGAAAAGGCACGAGGAUGAAAAGCGAACAGCCCUUGAAUCCGACCAAUCAGAAUCUAACGAGGAUAAUGAACGCGCCCUCAACGAGCUACGACAGAAAUUCAAUAAGGAUGAAGGUGUUGCUCCCCCGAUAAAAGAGAUCGACUUACAACUCCAGAAUAACGAGCAAAAAUCUGGCAAAUUCCUAAACCAUUCAGCUGCUAUGAAGAUUUCAGAAUUCCAAACGCGAUUGUCCAGGUUGAAAAGUACCGAGUUGCACAACGAAUUAAAGUUUUGGACGAAGGCUUCCAGUGAAACGUGCCCGAAUUUCGGACAGGAUUUGUAUCUUUUGUCGAUUGUAAACACUGAACCUUUGAGAGUAAAGCAACGUGACGCCAUCCGUGCGACCUGGGGCGCACUGAGGUCAGCAGACAGGGAAAAUAUCAAGUCAGUUUUCGUGGUCGGACACCAAACUUCCAAAGGAACAGCAGAGUCGCUGAAAACGAAGAUUCAGGAGGAAGAUGCCAGGUACAGUGACGUCAUCGGUGCUGACGUCAUCGAGCCUAAGAUGCUUACCACAGUUUCAACCAUGAGAAUCCUGGCUGAAUUUAAGUGGGUCCUGCUGAACUGCCCUCUUGUGAAAUAUAUCUUUAUAGGGCCAGACGAUCUUUUUGUGGACCUUGUGAAAAUGGUGAAACAUUUAAAAGAUCUAAAAGAGCCCAAAAAUCUCUACCUGGGCAGGGUGCGUAAGAACGGCAAACCCCAGCGAGACCCAAAGAUGGCAGACUACAUUGGUUUCGACGCCUAUCAGCCAGAAAGUUACCCAAAAUAUUGUGUAGGGGGAGCUGGUUUCGUGGUCUCUGCCAAGUUUGUGCUCAAUGCCUAUCUUAAAAGUGUUGUCAUGGCAACCAAGGCAAAAGUUUUCCACCUCGGUGACGUCUACCUUGGGAUGCUGGCUCUAAAUUUGAAGGUCUGGCCCAAGUACAAAGAUUCCUUCCUGAAACUCGGCGGAGACGCGGACUACUGUGACCUACGAGAUACCAUCACUCUUGGGGGAUUUGAUUCAGAUUAUCUCAUGAAGUCUGUUUGGAGCAAUCACAGCAAGGUUGUGUCGAAUUGUCCAAAUGCACUCCCUAAUGCCACAGAAAUAGAAAUAUGGACUGGCAAGAUAAACAACAAACAGUACUUUGACACUGUCUUUAAGCUGUUACAUAAUCCCAAGAAAGCGUGUUGGAAAAACCCUCAGACAAGUCGAGCGCCCUUUCUCCUCGGUUUAGUGAGUUCUAUGCCACGGAACUUUGAACUGCGCGCGGCGAUUCGUCAAACCUGGGCGGCGCCAGAUUACAUGAAAGAAACCAACUCCAAAACCCUCUUCAUCCUCGGUAAAUCACGUGGUAUGCCAGUUGCCACACAACGGGCCGUGGAUCAGGAGGCUCGCCUAAACCACGACAUCCUCCAGGCUGACUUUUUGGAAUCCUUCCACAACCUCACUCUCAAAGUCAUCCUCGGUCUUAAAUGGGUGUCAAACAAUUGCAAACAAGCCACCUUCAUAUACAAAGGGGACGACGACAUGCUGGUCAACUUCCAGCGAAUCACAGGGCAUCUCAGAUCCCUCCCUAGCAACCAAUCAGAGCGCCUGUUUCUUGGUCACAUGAUGGAGAACAGUCCCGUCGUCAGAAAGGAGUCCAAAUACCAAGUCCUUCGCUCUCAGUAUCCUUUCAAAUACUUCUUACCUUAUUUCUCCGGAGGGGGCUACAUCAUGUCUGCAGCUGCCGUAAGAGACAUGAAUAAAAUGACACUAACAACCAAACUCAUUCCCAUCGAUGAUGCUUACGCUGGAAUCCUAGCAUUUCGCAGCAAGAAGCGUAUUGACUUGAGCGACGCUUCCUCCAAACAGUUUAUUACGACUGGGAGUCUCAGAGACGCUUGUUACCUACGAGAGGCCUUCAAUCUUCAUGGCUUCAAAAACACUUCGGUCAUGAAGAAAACAUGGAAAGACUUUAGGGAUCCAUCCAAACAAUGCGAAGACCCCAAAGAGCAAGUCCAUCGUAAACAUGUAUAAUUUCGGAUAAUUAGAAUGAAACCCUUCCCUGAUCAUUUUUGUAUACAUGUACACGUUUACAUGUAAUAUCCCUCUUUCUCGAGGCAAGGAAGUUGCAACCUUUUUUCGAGAAACAAAUUUUUCAUUCGGUACCCCAGUGGUCCGUAUUUCGACAAGACAAUGAAUCCUUUAAAUUUGUUGUACAGUAGUUAUUUGCACAAAAUGAUUUCAAAUACGUUUUAUAACCAAAUUGAAAUGUUUCUA
Molecule: messenger RNA, 2728 nt
Organism: Acanthaster planci (crown-of-thorns starfish)
Lineage: Eukaryota; Metazoa; Echinodermata; Asteroidea; Valvatida; Acanthasteridae
Biological process (GO): protein O-linked glycosylation
Cellular component (GO): Golgi membrane
Molecular function (GO): hexosyltransferase activity
Source: RefSeq, a predicted model, not a curated record